AUGGAAACUUCAGCAAGAAUUGUAAUACAGCAGUGUCUUGCUGCUACUUUACGUCUUAACCCAGAGUCAGAAGUCAGUGAAGCUGAGUAUGCGAAGAUUAAACAGGGAAUGGUUGUAUUUGUGUGUUUCCUCAAAGGUGCCAAUAAAGAACUUGUAGAAAAGAUGGUCAAACAAGUUCUUGCUAUCAAGCUGUGUGAAGGAAAAGAUGGAAAACUAACCUCUAUCACAGACCUUCCAGGAGAUUUACUAAUCAUCCCUCAAGCUUGUCUUGGUGGUAAACUGAAAGGAAAGUCGGUCCAGUAUCACUCUAUCAUAAAUAAGACUGAUGGCAGUGACCUCUAUAGGACUUUUGUUGAACUAUGCACAGACUCUUUUCAACAGAACAGUGCCAUGCAGGAGGCUGGGUGUGUAGUAAAAAGUGGAGUGUAUGGAAAUAGACAGGUGUUAAAUAUGGAAACUAAUGGACCUUUUACACAUAUUGUUGACUUUUAAAUAAAACUUCAGUUAUGUGUUAUUUUUGUUUUUAAUAUUUUCUCUUUCAUAUAUUAUAUGCAAAGAAUAUUGUCCUACCAAGUAAUACAAUUAAUGUACUUGAUAACAGUUAUUGUCAUCAUGAAUCAAACACAACCAGUGUGAUGUAAAGGUCUGUGUUUGCGGAAUGUUGCAACCUUAAUCUGAUGACAUCUGGGUUUAUAAUACAACACCUGGAAUACUUGCCUUCAUAAUCAGACAUUUUUAAUAACUUUACGUGCAGGGCGUGUAAAAGCGUUUGUUGUCACGGACAACAAGGACAAGGAGACAGGGAUUCCAUUUGUCAGUAUUUGGACUUGUUCUGUUGGUUUUUCUCUUACCAAGGGGCAGAUCUAGAGAUAUUUUCUGACAGUCUUCCAAAU
Messenger RNA from Lingula anatina, 893 nucleotides. Its product is annotated as D-aminoacyl-tRNA deacylase 2. Gene Ontology annotation, biological process: tRNA metabolic process. Lineage: Eukaryota; Metazoa; Brachiopoda; Lingulata; Lingulida; Lingulidae. Gene Ontology annotation, cellular component: cytoplasm. Gene Ontology annotation, molecular function: D-tyrosyl-tRNA(Tyr) deacylase activity. The record is from RefSeq and is a predicted model, not a curated record.